Molecule: messenger RNA, 2421 nt
Organism: Micromonas pusilla CCMP1545
Lineage: Eukaryota; Viridiplantae; Chlorophyta; Mamiellophyceae; Mamiellales; Mamiellaceae
Exons: 2
Coding region: 1-2421 (806 amino acids)
Molecular function (GO): 5'-flap endonuclease activity
Source: RefSeq, a predicted model, not a curated record
AUGACGGUGACGAACUUAUGGUCGCUCCUGAACGACCAUGGCGUCGUCGAAGUCAUCGACGCGUCGGAUGCGUCGGACGAGAACGCGCAUCCGUCGAUACGCGACCGCGUCGAGGGCAAGGUGCUCGCCGUAGACUUAGCGGAGUGGAUCUUCCAGGCCACGUCGCAGCCAGCCACCGCGGAGCUGUUCACCCCGGAAGGGCAAGUCGCGAAGGUCGUGUUCGAGCGCGCCGCGAACUGGCUCCGGCACGGGUGCAUCCCGAUCGGCGUCAUCGACGGCGUCCCGCCGCCAGAGAAACUCGCGCGCAUGAAACAGCGACACGGUAUGGGCGCCACGGGGUGCGGCGGCGGCGUCUUCGGACGACUCGGCGACGUCGCCGCGCGAACGCUGCGGGCGUUGGGUUUACCCGCGGUGGAAGCCCCCGGGGAGGCGGAGGCCACGUGCGCGGCGAUGAACGCCGCGGGGCUCGUCGACGGAUGCGCCACCUCGGACGGCGACGCGCUGUUGUUCGGCGCGAGGGUGCAGUUCAAAACGAUCAAGCUCUUCGCGGACGCCCCGGAGCAGUCGCGGAUCGAACGGUGCGAAGCGUCGUGGUUACGGGAAACGAUGCGGCUCCCCGGGGACGAGCACGAGGGCGUGAGCGACGCGCUCGUCGCGCUCGCGCUGCUCGCGGGCGGGGACUACGACCCGGACGGCGCGAAGCGAGUGGGGAGCGCGCUCGCGUCGAGGGUCGUGAAGGGACUCGCCGCGGAGGAUGCGCGCGAGCGGCGGAAAAGCGGCAGCCCCGGGUUGCGGCCGUCGACGACGACGCUCCCGCGGCGGCUGGACGCGUUUCUGGAAGCUCCCGCGGACGACGACCUCGAGGCCAUCGGCAAGCGCGGCUGCACCGGGUGCGUGCGGUGCAAGCACGAGGGCGGGGGGAAGUGCAAGAAGCAGCGGCACGUCCACGGAUGCGAGGCUUGCGGGACCGAGAGCGGGUGCGUCGAACGCGACGGCCCGUGCGAGUGUGCGUUUCACAGCACCGAGGACUUACGGUGGAUGGAUAAGGUCCGGCGGCGCGCGAAAGCGACGGAAGGGUACGUCGGCGGGAGCUUCCAGCGCGCGGCGAAGGCGUACGCGAAGCAGGCGUCGAUCGCGGCGGCGGCGUUGCCGCGCGCGCGAGACGUCGCCGCCGCGCGCCGCGGCGGCGGCGGCGGGUCGUUUUCGCGCCUCGCGUGGACGCGGCGGCCGGACACCGCGGCGGUGUCCGAGAUCCUCGCGCUGUGCGACAUCCCCGAUCGGCGCGCGCGGGAGAAGCUGCUUCCCGUGCUCCUGGAGUGGGACAUUCGAGCCGCGGCGGUGACCGGGGCGCCGUCCGCGGGGUUGGAGUUUACCGCGGCAUCGAUCACGAAAGUCGCGGGGCACAGAGGCGUCGGCCGCAGGUGGCGGCACCUCCUCGAGAUCGCCGCGGUCGAUCCGAACGAGGCGGUCAACGCGGCGAGGUUGAAAGCGCAGCUGAAAGCGAAGCGCGCGGCGGCGAACACCCCGGGAGGGGCGCGCGAGAUCGCUCUGGACGACGACGACGACGAAGACGGGCUCGGCGCGUCUGAAAUCGCGCGCGACUUGGAGUUUUUAUCCCAUCACCGACCGCACCGCAGCGUUAGAAUGGGGUUGAUUCGCGAGGCCUUCCCCGAGCUCGUCGCCGCGUUCGAAGCGCCGCCGACGCCGAAGACGAAGACGAAAGGCAAGGGGAUGGGCGGAAAAACCCCGGGGGUGAAACGCGUGGACCCGAAGACGCCGACGCCGAGGAAGACGACGCCGCGGAAGACGACGCCGCGGGGGAUCCCGCGCGAGCGUUCCCCGACGCAACACGCGAUCACAGGGUUCAUGCGGUCGCGUAAGACGCUCUUCCCGGACGCGCCGGCGGCGACGUCGAUCGCGGAAGCGCUGAGAACGCCGGUGUUGAUUAAAGCGGACGCGCACGUCACGUCGCCGCUGUCCGUCGGCUCGGAGGGCUCCGAGGAGUUGCUCACCGGCGGGUUGACUUCGUACCGGGAAAAGUACGGGUACCCGACGACAGGGAAGAAGCCGCCGCCGGUGGAGGCGGCGGCGGCGGCGGCGGCGGGCGUAGGCGACGACGAGGUUAAAUCGUCGCAAGAGUUUGCGUCUCCGACCCCAGCGCAGCGCGCGCGUGAACGGAGAGACUCCGUGGAAGUUGUAGACCUCGUGACGCCUCCGUCGCCGGAGACGAGGGCGCGGGCGACCGCCGCGGCCGGCGGCGGCGGCGGCGGCGGGUCUUCCCUACCCUCCUCGCCGCUCGUGUCUCCUACGAAAAGGAUGCGUCAGGAAGGCAUCAAGGCGUUCAUGUCGCCGGCGAAGAAGCCGGCGACGCCGAAGACGAGCGACAGCGUCGUCGUUCUCAGCGACAGCGACGAGGAUUAA